UCUUCCCAACCAACCAGAAACAGAAAGUCAUAGAAACCAAACCAAAAGAUCCACCGAACCUUUGUUUUUCUGUUCUUCCUCAGCCAGAAACAAAACAUAAACAAAUUCAUCCGUUUCCUCGUAUAAUCCGAAUCUCAAAUUUAUAUCUUCUACAAUGGAUUCUUUGUUGGAUCAAGCUACUAGUACAUGUUCUCACUGUGAUCGAGCUAUUCCUGUUGCGAAUGUUGACUUGCAUUAUGCUCAUUGCUCAAGGAAACUUCAAAAAUGCAAAGUUUGUGGUGAUAUGGUUCCUAGAAACAAUGCUGAGGAUCACUAUUUAACCACUCAUGCGCCAAUUUCCUGUUCAUUGUGCAGUGAGACAGUGGAUCGUGAUAUCAUAGAUAUCCAUACAGGUGAAAAUUGCCCUAAAAGGAUUGUCACUUGUGAUUUCUGUGAGUUCCCAUUGCCAGCAAUUGAUCUAGCUGAGCACCAGGAAGUAUGCGGGAAUCGAACAGAACUCUGUCACCUUUGUAACAAAUAUGUUAGACUUCGAGAAAGAUACAAUCAUGAAGCCGGGUGCAAUGGUAUUCAAGAUAGCACUGUGGGCUCUUCAAGGAAUGUAAGGGAAACUGAAAGAAAUGAAGGUGUUCCGCGAAGGCAGCCACGGAAUGAGUACUCAACUAAACGUCUCCUUUUCUCAAUAGCUGUCACUGGUGGUAUUGCUGUUAUACUAGGAUCUAUGUUCCUACAGAAGAAAACAGAUCCCAGCGAGAUGCAUUAGCAACAAAGAGGAAACAUUUUAGGAUCUCGUAAAUCUACUUUAUCUAUAAACAAUCCAUUUGCCUGCUUCAGAAAUCUUAUGAGAUGUAACUUUUAUAGUGUAUUUUGUAAAACAUUGGCAUUGUCAUCAUUUAUAUAUAAAUAAAUAUCAGAGAACAAUAUAUACAUUAUUAUUGAAACAACCAAGGGAUGCAUCUUUAUGUUA
Medicago truncatula (barrel medic) is the source of this 964-nucleotide messenger RNA. RefSeq names its product TRAF-type zinc finger domain-containing protein 1. The transcript has 5 exons. The coding region runs from base 155 to 760 and encodes 201 amino acids. Lineage: Eukaryota; Viridiplantae; Streptophyta; Magnoliopsida; Fabales; Fabaceae. The record is from RefSeq and is a predicted model, not a curated record. Gene Ontology annotation, cellular component: mitochondrion.